CCAAUUUUCUAAAUCUUGCUUCUUCUCUCGUUCCUAUAUCCGUUUUCCGAUUUAGGGCACCAAAUUGAAUCAAAAUCUCCGCUUCUUCCCAAUUUACGAAACUUCACGAAAAAUCUUCUUCGGAUUCUUCUUAACCCUUUCUCUCAAUUUUUCUUCCAGAGUUUUCUAAUUGGGCACUGUUUCUCUUCUUCUUCUUCUUCUUCCUCCGUACGCAUCCUUCUCCUUUUUACUGUUGAGUGUGAACAGAUUUAAACAACGUCAUUUCUAGGGUUUUCGGAGUUCAAUUUUGUUAUCUUACUAUUGAAUUUGCAUCGCGAUAGCUGAAUUUAGGAUCCUGUGUUGUUGCUCAGUCGUAUUAUUACAACUGUUGAAUUACGCUUGCGUUUGAUUGUUUUUUUCUUUAUUGGAUCCUCGUGAGGUUUUUUUUUCUUGUUCUGAAUCGUUUCCUGGACUUCUGAUUUCCUGCUAGAAGUUUAUUUCAUGGUUGCUGAUUCAUUAUCUUCUUGUUUCUAGAUGAAAGUUUACUGUGUAUAAACCUUCAAAGGAUGAGAAUUUCAAUCUUACUUUGAACAAUAUGUAGUUUAUACAGUAGCUUCGUCUGUUGUUGCACCAUGGUUGAUAAGAUUUAUGUCUCCUUUGUUUGGUUUAUUGAAUUCUUCCUUUUUUCCAGGCUAUUCAUUUCUGAGUAAUCGUUUAUUCCAUCUCAGAUUGUAGGCGGUUUCGCGUCUUGUCACCGAAUGAUACAUUGUCUCACGUGAGAUUGUCAGUCAGUUAGUGCAAUGUCAAACCUUCAUUCAUCUCUCAAUGGUUCAGCUUCGAAUUUACCAGAUGGUUCGGGCAGAUCGUUUACUGCUUCUUAUUCUGGACAAUCUGGUGCACCGUCUCCCUCUUUUCAUCAUACUGGAAAUCUUCAGGGACUUCAUAAUAUUCAUGGGAACUAUAAUGUCGGGAACAUGCAAGGUACACUUACAUCAAGAAACUCAAGUAUGAAUAGUAUACCAUCUGCCGGAGUUCAACAACCUAAUGGGAGUUUUUCCAGUGGAAGAUUUGCUUCAAAUAAUCUACCUGUUAAUCUCUCUCAGUUGUCCCAUGGUAGCUCACAUGGGCAUUCGGGAAUCCCAAAUAGAGGUCUUAAUGUUGUUGGCAACCCUGGAUUCAGUAGUAACGCUAAUGGAGUUGGUGGUUCUAUUCCUGGAAUUCUCUCUACAUCUGCAGGACUCAGUAAUCGGAAUAGUGUUCCAGGGAUGGGAAUAUCCCAAUUGUUGGGAAAUUCAGGUCCUCGAAUAACAAAUUCAAUGGGAAACAUGGUUGGUGGAGGUAACUUGGGGAGGAAUAUUAGCUCUGGUGGAUUGUCUAUUCCUGGUCUGUCUUCACGACUAAAUUUGGCAGCAAAUAGCGGAUCAGGAUUAAAUGUUCAGGGACAGAACCGAAUGAUGGGUGGAGUACUUCCUCAAGGAUCUCAGGUCAUGUCUAUGCUGGGGAACUCCUAUCAUACUGGUGGUGGCCCGCUUUCGCAGAAUCAUGUUCAGUCAGUUAACAAUAUGAUGCUCAGUGAUCAUCCUAACGACAGCUCUCUAUUUGACAUCAACAACGAUUUUCCCCAGCUGACAAGUCGUCCUGGGUCUGCUGGUGGCACUCAAGGACAUCUAGGCUCUUUGAGGAAACAAGGUUUAGGAGUUCCACUUGUCCAACAAAACCAGGAGUUCAGCAUCCAAAAUGAAGACUUUCCUGCCCUUCCUGGAUAUAAAGGUGGUAAUUCUGAGUAUCCUAUGGAUUUGCAUCAAAAAGAACAACUGCAUGACAAUGCUAUGUCAAUGAUGCACUCUCAAAACUUUUCUAUGGGUAGAUCUGGUGGUUUCAACUUGGGAGCAACAUAUUCAUCACAUCGUCCACAACAACAGCCACAACAUACUUCAUCUACUGGUGGGCUACAGGGUCUUGGCCUUAGACCUCUAAGCUCGCCUAAUGCAGUUUCCAGUAUUGGUUAUGAUCAGCUUAUUCAGCAGUAUCAGCAACAUCAAAAUCAAUCCCAGUUCCCUGUGCAACAGAUGUCAUCAAUCAACCAAUUUAGAGAUUCUGAGAUGAAAUCGACACAGUCAGAGGCAGAUCCUUUUUGCUUGCUUGGCUUGUUAGACGUACUAAACAGGAGCAACCCUGAAUUGACCUCACUUGCUCUUGGCAUCGACUUGACGACGCUAGGAUUGGAUUUGAAUUCAACUGGAAAUCUCUACAAGACAUUUGCGUCUCCUUGGACAAAUGAACCGGCAAAGAGCGAGGUCGAGUUCACAGUACCAAAUUGUUACUACGCCACAGAACCUCCGCCUCUAACUCGAGCUAGUUUCAAAAGGUUCUCCUACGAGUUAUUGUUCUACACAUUUUACAGUAUGCCAAAAGAUGAAGCACAGCUGUACGCAGCAGAUGAACUUUACGAAAGAGGUUGGUUUUACCACAAGGAACUCAGAGUAUGGUUCUUCAGAGUCGGGGAACCUUUAGUCAGGGCAGCUACAUAUGAAAGAGGAACAUACGAAUACCUUGAUCCAAAUUCGUUCAAAACAGUGAGAAAGGAACAUUUUGUUAUCAAGUACGAGCUUAUGGAAAAGAGACCAAGCUUGCUGCAGCUUUGACGACAAGUAGGUUUGUUCAAUUAGUAGCAUCUUUACAAUGUAAAGCUUUUCUCUUCAUUUCUCUUUCUUUCUUUCUUUCAUGCAAGUUCUAUUGAUUAGAAACCAAAACCAUGACAUAUCACAUUUUCAAUUUUUAACCCCAAGUUUCCCAAAAAGGUAAUCACAAUUACUUUCCAUGGUCAUUUCUUCUGGUUCAAGCAUGACAUGAACAGGCAAUAAAUAAGUUGAGAUUUUGAUCACAGUAACUGAUACUUGAAUCGAAUCAUUUAGAUUUUUUUUUUUUUUAGUUUACUUGUUUAGUAAAUAUGUUGUCUAUGUUUGUCACAAAAACGUGGCUCAGUUCUUG
Arabidopsis thaliana (thale cress) is the source of this 2970-nucleotide messenger RNA. It is a transcript of the gene VIP2, whose product is annotated as VIRE2 interacting protein 2. The transcript is spliced from 13 exons. Bases 780 to 2624 code for a protein of 614 amino acids. The record is from RefSeq and is marked reviewed. NCBI's taxonomy places the organism in Eukaryota, Viridiplantae, Streptophyta, Magnoliopsida, Brassicales, Brassicaceae. Gene Ontology annotation, biological process: regulation of DNA-templated transcription. Gene Ontology annotation, cellular component: CCR4-NOT core complex; nucleus.